AUGGACGGACUUGAGAAGUCAGAAAAGGACGCUAAAGCACAGUCACAGUGCGCAAGACGGAGGCAAGAAAUUAUUCACUUGAAGAUAUUAGUACCAUCGAUAGCCGUUGGUGCAAUUAUCGGCAAAGGAGGAGAGUCUAUUGCGAAAAUUCAGAAGGAGACAGGUGCAAGAAUAAAACUGUCCAAAGUAAACGAUUUGUACCCUGGCACAGAAGAAAGAGUUUGCCUUAUUCAGGGCACUUUAGAGGGUGUAACUCGCAUGCACAAUUAUAUCAUGGAUCGUGUGUUAGAAAAACCAGAGUGUUCUGAUACUCCUGGAACUGUUCUAUCCAGUGUUACUACCAACACGGCACCAACUUCGCAUUCUGAAAAUACUACUCUCAGUUUUGUUGCUCAGAGUGACUCUGGUCCAGGUGUACCACCACAUUCGCACAAAGGAGCUGCGUGGACUCAUGGCUUGGAGUCCUCAGGCUGUCGUUUACCUUGGGGACGUCAUAAACAAGUCAAAAUCUUGGUGCCAAACUGCACUGCUGGUCUUGUAAUUGGGAAACUUGGUAGCUAUGUACGGGAAAUAAAAGAUAGAACUGGGGCUUUUAUACAAAUUUCACAGAAAUCUGUUGAAAUAAAUUUGUUGGAGCGGUGUAUAACUAUUGCAGGUGAACCAGAACAGUGUCGUGCAGCUGUCGAUUUAGUUUUAGCCAAAAUAGCAGAAGAUCCCCAGUCAUCUAUUUACCCUGUCAUUUCCUAUUCGCAUGUACGUGGUCCUGUUGCGAGUGCUUAUCCUACUGGAUCUCCCUUUGCAAUCAUGCCAGCUGUUAGAUUUCCUCCAUAUCAGGGUUCACACUUACAUUUGCCUCCUAGUCGUGGUUUGUCAAGUAGUGGUGGUAUUGAAACAUGGGAGGGGAAUGUAUCAAGCGGUGUAGGUUUCUCACCUGUUACCAGUCCUUUCGGACCGUCUCUUUUUCAAGCUGCUUUACUUCAAGUUCAAGCUGCAGCUUUAGCGGCCAACUUGAAUCCAGCCACUUACUACCCAUCCUUGCCUUCUGUCGAUGCAACUGCGGCUGAUGUGUCGACCUUAAUUGCUCAUGGACUGUCUGCCAACAUUGGUUAUGCAUCACCUGAAGAUCCUAAUAUUCCGCAACCAGCUCUGCCAGACUAUGGACAAGGAAUGUACUCAUCACCUACUGCGAAUGUUCCCCUACUGGGUAAUGGUGGAAGCGCAGGUGGAGGUGGUCUCAAUCCUAAUGGACGCUGUGGUGCACCCGGUAGCGCUUUGGUGCCCGAAGGUAGUUGGCCUGUAGCAGAAUCUCAAAUUCAGACACCAACAUGCUUUGAUGCUGCUUACCCGGGACCUAUAAAUUUCGCUUUUUACCCAACAAAUCAAUCACUUUUAACUGCAAUUGCUUCUAGACAUCCUAGUGAAUCAUAUCCAUCUCGUGCAGAUAUAUUCGCAUCAUCUAGUCCAUAUAUGACUGCCAUGUCUCAAGCAUCAUUCACAAUCCCUUAUAGCACUACUCCGUCAUUGGUUGGUGGUACUGGUGGGAAUCCCGUUGCUGUUCCUCAGAUAGACCCAGGAAGUGCUCAUCUUACUACUCUCUAUCCUGGAAUUUCACCUUCUCUUUGCUUAUCUCAACAAUUUUCAAGUGUUGCUUCGGAUAUAGAUGUAAAAGUUCCACCUAUCGGACAGCAACCACCCACAUUGAAUGAACUACUGGGGUCAUUACGUUUAGGUUGUAAUGCUGAAGAUGCUGUAUCCGAAAUAAAUCAAGCCUUUUCAACGCUCACACACCAUGGGUUUUUGAACAUGGCUGGAGCAGGACCAUUCUCUCUCAUAUCACCUACAGGUUCACAACCACCUCGUUAUAUUUCUCCUUUGUUCGCCACACAUCCGGCGACAUGCACGACAGAGAUCAGAUCUAGUUCAAUAUUAACUGAUGAUACUUCGACUAACUUAUUUCUUGGAGUACGUUCGUCUACGGCUUCUGAUAUUGGUUUCGCUAAUACUGCCAAGCAAGUGUUACCUUCAUAUUCAGAUUCUCCUAGUAAUUUUUAUCCAAGUAGUCGGAGUUUCGAAGCGUCUACUUCUAAAAUGCAACCAUAUUCAGAGCCAGUCUCACAAUAUCAGCAACAUCACUCUACUAAGUCAUUAUGCUCUCACUUGUCGGGAUGUGGCUCUUCUGAACAGCAAAGAGAACUACACACAUUCCGUAAAAAAUCUCACGAUACACAGUUUUGUGAAACCAGUACGUCGUUACCAGCUGAUGUUGAUCAAGGUAACGACGGUUCUACAUCAUAUAUUGGUUGUACUCAAGUUUCCAUGAAACAAUCUCUGUGUAGUUCGAAAGAGAUUGCUUGUUGUAGUUGUGCAGACAGUUCUUCUAGCGUUCAUACUCCGGCUUCUAGUCCUUCAUUUGGAUCUUGUACUUGCUCCAAUACAUUAGGUCUGAGUGACCAAGUUACACAGUGUGAACAGUUAAAACCAACAGCUAUUACGCUGAAUAGCAGUACGCUUUGCAAAAAUUAA
Molecule: messenger RNA, 2523 nt
Organism: Heterobilharzia americana
Lineage: Eukaryota; Metazoa; Platyhelminthes; Trematoda; Strigeidida; Schistosomatidae
Source: the annotation of a GenBank genome assembly